UUUUGAACUAAAACAUGCGCGAGCUCGGCCGCGGGGGCUCACUCGUGGCUGCCACCAUCGCGGCAUUACACAAUCGUACCGUAGUCGAGGAAAAGCCUCGAUCGGUCAAAUCACGAUCGACCUCCGCGGAGAUAAGAAAUGUUGCGCGCUCCAUAAGAGAAGAAAAUUUUGGUGAAAUUGGAUCUCGAAGAAUAUCCGGCGGCAGUGAGCGUCCUCUGUCUACAGCGUCUGAAGCCUCAGAACGUGACUCCGCUUCUGUGCAGUCCAGUGAGGAACCGCCCCCACAGGAUACUUGUCGCGCAGUGUCGCAUUUGCGGAGCCUCAUGUCCGACUGCGAAUAUCUAACGGAGCCCUUCGAUGAGGAGCAGGAGCGCGCGGCGGCCGGCUACGUGCACCCCGCCGUGCGCUCCUACAUGUACUCCCCGAUGGGCGGCGACUCAGACAGUCCUGAUGAAGCAACAGUGAAAUGUACUACCUGGACAGAAGGCGCCGUAGCCGCGGCGCGAACUGGAUCAUCUGACAGCGAGUCCAGCUCCUCCAGCGCGGAUGACUCUGACGAACAAGAGUACGAAACUCGAGGCUGUGAUGCGGAGUACCGGACCCUGACGCCUAGUAGGCGAUUGGAUAAUUCUACUAGACGCGAUGAUGAUUUCACUUGGAUGCCAACUGGAAACAUGGUGGACGAAGGAGACGAACGUGUCUCUGAAUCUAGAGUUGACGAUUAUUCAGCAGCGAGUUUGGAAAGACGUCGUCGUACUCCGGGCGAUCGACAAGACCGUGACCGCAAGUCAAGGUCGUCAUUGACAUCGAAGCCACCUCAACACCCAACAAGUGUCCGCGCAUCUCCUCGACCGCGACGGUCUCGCAAUGAGGAGACGCCACCAGAACUGCAAAGGCGAUGGAAUUCCUACGAGCACUUUCGGUGGCCAGAAGGUGGAUGGUGGCCCCCGAUGUGUUGGUGCCACGGCCCUCCAGUGCCACCGCCGUGUUAUAUGCACGAGCAGAGAGCUUGGCCGUCCAAUCCUUCAUUACCGCCAAUGCCCACACGAAGUUAUAAGAACGAUGCGGAGGAUCGUGUUCGCCGGCUCGAGGCAGACAAAGAAAGUUUGCAUCUUCAGGUGCAAGUGUUGUCGGAACAAAUCGCUGCGCAGACUGAGAAGAUGACGGACCUCGAACGCGCCCUGCAGGAUGCGAGGCAGAGGCUGGACGACGCUGAACAAAGAUUGCAAAAGGAAAUGCUGCAGCGCUCGUCUCUCGAGACGCAGAAGUUGGAGUUGUUGUCGAAACUAAGUGAAGUGAGGCUGCGUGCGGCUGAGCGAGGCAUUCUAGAACGUUCGCCGCCACCGCCCGAGCCUGUGGCCGCGAUGCCCAUCGCUAGACCUGCGCCCCCUAGAACACCCCCUGCAAACUACGGUCGCACGAUCGAGCGCAACACGCAUAUGUACUCGUCGUUGCCGCGCUCGUCUGUGGUGACGUCAGAGGCGCGCGUGGCCUUCGGUAAACAGAACAACAUGGUGGUGGCGCGCGGCCGAGGACAUUCUGUGCCCAACCUAGCGGAAAAGGAAGAAUCGACUGGUCGUAGUGGCAGCCCUGGUGCGGCGGCAUUGCGAGCGCGCCUCGAAGGCGGGGACGCGCGUUCAUUGCGACCUGCGAGGCCUUCUACACCACGAAUGCGUACGCAUCCUAUGCCAUGGGAAACGAUAGAUGUUCGCGAGUGGGACUGUGAGACUACUUGUGGUUGGCUUGAAAGCCUUGGGUUGGAGGUAUAUGUACCAGCUGCACGAACUUGGCUCGGAGCUACGCCGGACGCGCGCGGACAGCUGGCGGCCGCCUCGCAUAACGCCAUUGAAAAGGAACUGGCCAUCAAACAUCCUUUACAUAAGAAGAAGAUACUGCUUGGUCUUACUGACUUGCUGGGAGGUCACGGCGACCCUCUCCUGACGCUAGCGGGUCGGCUGGACACGGCGUGGACGCUGCGGUGGCUGGAGGACGUCGGCGCGUGCGGCGCCAGGGCCGCCGCCGGCGACGCAGCGCUCGACGCGCGCCUACUGCACCGCCUCACGCACGCAGACCUACACGCACACCUCCGCGUCACGCACGCACUGCACGCGCUCUCCAUACGCAGGGGUAUCCAAGUCCUCCGCGACAACAAGUUCGAUCCGGACACGAUGAUCCGUCGCGCGGCGGAGGGUGAGACAGUGGGCGCAGAGGGCUCGCCCGAGGCGUGCGUACCUCCCGAGUUACUCGCGCGCUGGUCCUCGCACCGCGUCAUGCAGUGGCUCAAGGAGAUCGACCUCGCCGAGUAUGCACCCAAUUUACGUGGUGCAGGUGUUCACGGAGGCCUCAUGCUACUGGAGCCGCGGUUCACAGCCGAACUACUGGCUGCUUUACUUAACAUUCCAGCCAACAAGACGCUAUUGCGGCGGCAUCUCACGCAAAGAUUCAACGACCUGCUAGGCAGAGAUGUUAUCCAACAGAAGCGUAACGCGGAACAAACGCUUGGAUAUCAACCUCUAACCGCAACUACCAAAUACAAGGUACCAAAGAAAAGCCAGUUCUCGUUGAAACGCAAGAAGAGCAAGGACGAUUUGGACCUCGGCGACCUCGUGUGUCCUCUACACGAUGACUGCUCAGGUGACAUAACAAACUCGCCAACGAUGAAAGUAAGAUCAGCAACAGUGGACGUCGCGUCGGCUGUCUGUCCCCCGCGUGACGAGGCGAGGGCGCAAUAAAAUCUACCAUCCCUAUACUAACCUAUAUCACGCUAGGUAUGUUAUUCAAUCAUAAAAUAAAAGUGAUACAAAUGAAAAUA
This is a messenger RNA of Spodoptera exigua (beet armyworm), 2812 nucleotides long. The record is from the annotation of a GenBank genome assembly. Lineage: Eukaryota; Metazoa; Arthropoda; Insecta; Lepidoptera; Noctuidae.